GUGGCUUUUGGCGGCAAUCGUACUUACAACCUAAACGCCACUUCAAUCAUUUCAGUUAAAAAUGCCUUUGGAGGCAAUUGCAAGCUCUCGACAACCACCAACGGCUUUCGUUCGUUGUGUGGUUCACGGUGUUCUCAGUUGUAUGUAUACAUACACAUUUUACAUAGCAAGAACACUAGACUAUUCUAUCAUCAAUUUGCCGACAAUCAACGAAGUUGACAAAUAUAUCAGAUAUACUCUUACAUUAUGGACACUGUCGAUGAUAAUGGGAUUUUUCAUCAUAUCUACAUUUUUAGAUUUCUUCGAAAUAUUACCACAACCAGCCAUUAUUAAUAAAUUACUCAACAAAUUUCGAGAGAUAAUCAAUUUUUUGUUCAUAUCUACCAUAACGCCGGUAUCAAUGUGUGUAUGUUCUGGAUUUUGGUUCGCUUGGAUAUUAAAUAGCAAAGAUAUUUAUCCAGAAGAAAUGAAUAAUUAUAUUCCAGUGUGGUUAAAUCACAUGGUUCAUACUUUACCCAUCAUUAUUUGUUUUUUUGAACUAUUAUUUAGUUUCCAUAAAACACCAAAAUUAAAACAUAGUCUUAUAUGUUUAUUGACAUUUGAAACAGUAUACAUGCUAACGUUAGUCAUAUUACGAAUUCGACAUGGGAGAUGGGUUUAUUUACUUAUCGAUAUAUACGUCAAUACAUUAUUCAAAGUUAUUAUAAUGUUCUCAUUCCUUUGUUACAUUUUUCCUGUUAUUUACUUAAUUGGCUGUUGUAUGCUUAAUAAUUACUAUUGGGGUAUUAAAGUGACCGAAAACAUUAAUAAUACAGAAAAAGUAGUUAAUGUAAAACUGAAAAAAACAUAACAAAUUGUAUCCUAAGAAACGUUUUAUGGUGAAUUGUAUUAGUUUAUGUAUUAAUUUAUGGUUGUUUAUUUGGGUUAAUAUUGGGUGAAAUAUUUAUCAUAUUUGUUCAAAUUAAGAGGAAAUUACAUGUUUUUAUUACAAUUAAUAUUAUUCUUGUUUAUAAAAUUAUUAAAACUUGAAUGGGGUAUUAUAAAUACACUAUUUACACGCCUUGCGGUUACUCCUAUUUGGAUAUCUUGACUGGUUCGCCAACGUUUCGAAACACUUGCAUGUUCCAUCUUCAGGGCUCUGGUUCGAUGUUGUUCAUACCGCGUUCUCCCGUAGAAAUGAAGAUGGAACAUGCAAGUAUUUCGAAACGUUGGCGAACCAGUCAAGAUAUCCAAAUGAGAGUAACCGCAAGGCGUGUAAAUAAUGUAAAUUCUUAUUUAUGUUAUAAUUUUGAGUUUUUUUUAUAAUGUACUAAUAUUAUAUGAUUUUGUAUUAAAUAAACUAUUUAUGUUUAA
Adelges cooleyi (spruce gall adelgid) is the source of this 1353-nucleotide messenger RNA. Its product is annotated as androgen-dependent TFPI-regulating protein-like. NCBI's taxonomy places the organism in Eukaryota, Metazoa, Arthropoda, Insecta, Hemiptera, Adelgidae. The transcript is spliced from 5 exons. Gene Ontology annotation, cellular component: membrane; endomembrane system. The coding region runs from base 62 to 850 and encodes 262 amino acids. The record is from RefSeq and is a predicted model, not a curated record.